GCAUAAGUAAAUCAAGCCGCGGGAGCGUGCAGCAAACCAAAGCCAGGAGACACGCUUCAUUCCCGGGAAACGCCGAGCCGGUGUCGACCCCAGCAGCGGAGCUCCGCGCACAGGAGGACCCACCGAGCAGCCCCGCAGAGACACGGAGACCAGCCAUGAGAGUCACCGGGUGUCUCCAUUAAAGCUUUCUUUUUUUUUAAUUUAUUUUUUUAAAAGACUUUUUUUUUUUUUUUUUAAUUGGGCGCUACUGGACUCGGACCACCGGUGCGUCCACAGAAGGAGAGCCGAGGAUUGAGUCGCCUUGGCCGGGCUCAACUUGGCAGGCUGCACCGCUACUUGGCUGGAAGUUUAAAAAAAACAAAAACACACACAAAAAAGCCAAACUGGGAAUUUUUUUUGUUUUUGUUUUUGUUGAAGAAAAAAAAACCUGCCUUUUUGUUUGGAUUUGCGUUGCGAUUUUGCUCGUCAGGCUGGCUUUGGAGCGGAUUUAAGUGGACUCAAAUCCCGAACCCGGAGCGAGGCUUAUGGCGCAAAGGUACGAAGACUUGCCCCACUACGGGAUGGACGGGGUGGGCAUCCCCACCACCAUGUACGGAGACCCGCACGGAGCGCGCUCCAUGCAGGCCGUGCACCUCAACCACGGGCCCCAGCUGCACACGCACCAGUACCCGCACACGGCCCACACCAACACCAUGCCCCCCAGCAUGGGCUCGUCGGUCAACGACGCUCUCAAGAGGGACAAGGACGCCAUAUACGGGCACCCUCUGUUCCCCCUGCUUGCACUGAUUUUCGAGAAAUGUGAAUUAGCGACGUGCACCCCCAGAGAGCCCGGGGUGGCCGGAGGAGACGUCUGCUCGUCGGAGUCCUUCAACGAAGACAUCGCGGUGUUUGCAAAACAGAUCCGUGCAGAAAAACCUUUAUUUUCAUCGAAUCCAGAACUGGAUAAUCUGAUGAUUCAAGCCAUUCAGGUUUUACGGUUUCACCUGCUGGAGCUGGAAAAGGUCCACGAGCUGUGUGACAAUUUCUGCCAUCGGUACAUCAGCUGCUUGAAGGGCAAGAUGCCCAUCGACCUGGUCAUCGACGACCGCGAGGGGGGCUCCAAGUCGGACAGCGAGGAGAUCACCAGGUCCUCCGUGGCCCUCGACCAGACGUCCUGGAACAGAGACCACGACGACACGGCGUCCACACGCUCGGGGGGCACGCCGGGGCCGUCGAGCGGCGGCCACACGUCACACAGCGGCGACAACAGCAGUGAACAAGGCGACGGGCUGGACAACAGUGUGGCGUCUCCGAGCACGGGCGACGACGACGACCCGGAUAAGGAGAAGAAGCGCAACAAGAAGAGGGGCAUCUUCCCCAAGGUGGCCACCAACAUCAUGAGAGCUUGGCUCUUCCAGCAUCUAACGCAUCCGUACCCGUCAGAGGAGCAGAAGAAGCAGCUGGCGCAAGACACGGGCCUCACCAUCCUACAAGUCAACAACUGGUUCAUCAACGCCAGGAGGAGAAUAGUCCAGCCGAUGAUCGACCAGUCCAACCGUGCAGUAAGUCAAGGAGCGCCCUACAACCCAGAUGGUCAGCCCAUGGGGGGCUUCGUCAUGGACGGCCAGCAGCACAUGGGAAUCAGACCACCUGGACCGAUGGGCGGCAUGGGUAUGAACAUGGGCAUGGAAGGUCAGUGGCACUACAUGUAGCCCCGCCCCCGCCCAUCAGGGCCGACCAAUCGCAACACGGAGGCGAGAGACUGCGGGGCACAGCAGGAGGUCACCUGUCACGCAGAGCGAGGCGUACGGAUUUACGAGGGAGAUGAGACUCACUGACUUCCCGACAUCAUCAUCAUCUUCCUUCUUGUGCACUUCCGAGACCUUUCACAUUUAAAUUCGACUGAUCUUCAAAGACCAACGUGCCCCCCCCCCCCCCCCCCCUCCCCCAAACUCCCUGCUUGUUCUGUGCCGCCCAAACCCCGACCGACCCCCGCCCUCCUCCUCUCUCGCCGCCGCCCUUCGCAAGGCCCGGUCCUUUACUUCCGACUGUGACAGAGACACACCUGUGCGCCCGUGUGGCUCCGCCCACUGAGGUGCCAACUGCGGCAGAGACUUCCUGUUGACGAGCGCCGCGCUCUUUGGGACGAGGAGGAGAAGCCAAUGUCUGUAAACGUGGCCGGACACUGACACACCAAAAAAAAGAAAAAAGAAGAGGUGCCCAGUUACAAAACAAGAAGAGGAAAGUACAAAACAAGAAGAGGAAAGACGUUCAAAAAUAUUAAAAAACAAACUUUAUCAAGCCCAUUUUUGGGGGAAAGGUGGAGAAAGCGAGAGCAAAUAUACUGUAAAGAAUGAUGCUGGACUCUCACAAGAACUGGGAAUUUAAUGUAAAUGUAUUGUUCUGCAUAUUAUGUUGUUUCUAAUAGAGUUUUUUAAAAAAGACUCCGUUUUGG
Entelurus aequoreus (snake pipefish) is the source of this 2434-nucleotide messenger RNA. Its product is annotated as homeobox protein Meis1. Lineage: Eukaryota; Metazoa; Chordata; Actinopteri; Syngnathiformes; Syngnathidae. Bases 525 to 1691 code for a protein of 388 amino acids. The transcript has 13 exons. The record is from RefSeq and is a predicted model, not a curated record. Gene Ontology annotation, biological process: eye development; angiogenesis; brain development. Gene Ontology annotation, molecular function: DNA-binding transcription activator activity, RNA polymerase II-specific; RNA polymerase II cis-regulatory region sequence-specific DNA binding.